Messenger RNA from Zootermopsis nevadensis, 4370 nucleotides. RefSeq lists its product as uncharacterized. Lineage: Eukaryota; Metazoa; Arthropoda; Insecta; Blattodea; Termopsidae. The record is from RefSeq and is a predicted model, not a curated record. Gene Ontology annotation, biological process: cell-matrix adhesion. Gene Ontology annotation, molecular function: serine-type endopeptidase inhibitor activity. Gene Ontology annotation, cellular component: basement membrane; extracellular region.
GGGGCAAACCGCGUCUUGAAAGUCGGUCAGUGGAGCCGACCCGAUCAGUGAGUGUAGUGGCGAGUGUUGAAGAGGUUGUUGUUGCUGCUGCUGUGAACAUCAGGUCAGGACUGCGAUGACGCUGCGCCCCGUGCUGCUGCUGCUGCUGUUGACCUUGCUCGGCGCCUCAGGGGAGCGCGAGGGUCGGUGCCCGGCGCUCGAACAGUGGGGGAUCUGCCCCUCGAAGGCCCAGAAGUGCGCGCGGGAUACUGACUGUCGCCUGGACGACGAGAAAUGUUGCGCGGCGGGUUGCGGACCGGUCUGCGUGAAGCCUCUCUACACAGGAUGUGAGCAGCUCGAGAGAGAAGCCUCCAGAAGAGCUCGCACUCUUGGUCCAAAAGGCAAAAAGGUUCGAAUUCCAAGGUGUGAUAAGCAAGGUGGUUUUGAUCCAAUCCAAUGUGAUCCAGUGACAUCAAAAUGCUGGUGUGUGGAUGAUGCAGGGUUUGAGGUACCUGGGACGCGGGCUCCUACACAAGAUAUGGUUAACUGCACAGACCCAAAGCCCUGUGCGGCCCACACCUGCCGCAUGCUGUGUCCCCAUGGGUUUGCUUUGGAUGAUGAUGGGUGUCCCAGAUGCCAGUGUCAUGAUCCAUGCAGUGAGAUUGAGUGUCCAAGUGCGCUAAGAUGUGAAUUGGAGGAUGUGACCUGCUUCAAGCAACCGUGCCCCCCCAUCCCUCGAUGCAAGAGGGGCCGUAGCCUGGAGAAUGUGUGUCCUACUGGCGAGCCUCUCAAGAUAACCAACAAUGGACGUCCCUUCCUUUGUGGGACAUCUCCGGGGAAACCAAGAUGUCCGCCACUAUUUGAAUGUCUUGUGGAGAGCGGUAAUGACUAUGGUGUCUGUUGCCCCACGUCAUUCGAGUUGCAAAAGCCAGGCUCCUGCCCCACGAACAGAACAAACAAGGAAUGUGGCUUGCACUGCCGACAUGACAUAGAGUGUCCAUCAAUGCAGAAGUGUUGCAGUUGUGGUGCUAAUGGAAAACAAUGUACCCAACCCCUGAAUGUGACCACCUGCUUGCAGCAGCGUAUGUUGGCAGAACUGCUUAUCAUGAAUGAGCGUGAGGGAAAGGGUUACAUACCUCAAUGCUCCCCAGCCACGGGUCAGUUCGAAGUCCGCCAAUGCAGUCGUAAUGGACUUAUAUGUUGGUGUGUUGAUGCUCAGGGCAACAAACUACCCAAGUCAAUGGGACCCAAGGACACCGUCAGCUGUGCACCACAAGGCCGCAGCCUGUCCCCAUCUUGCAACAAGAACAUCUGUGCCCAAAUCUGUGAGUAUGGCUUCAAGGUGGACUCCAGUGGCUGUCCCACAUGUGAAUGUGAUAAUCCCUGUGCAGGAUUUCCAUGCAGUCCCACUGAAGAGUGUGUUGCUGUCCGAGAUGAUGACUGUUCAGAGUUCCUGUGCCCUGCAUCUCCUCAAUGUCAGCCCCUGUGUAGACAGGGAAUCCCCUUCACAGACCCCCUGAGUGGUGAUGUUGUCACAUGUACUGCAGAGGAAGCAGACUGUCCAAACACUCACAUCUGCAUAGAUAUCCACGGGAGAGGGAGUGGAGUAUGCUGCCCUCUGACAAAGAAUAUUGAGCACAUGGAGAUGGGAUCAUGUCCCAUGCUGAAAAGUUGUGACAAUGUCACAUUGUGUCAUGCAGACAAUGACUGCCAGGGCAACAGUAGGUGUUGUUUCAGCAUCCAGUGUGGAACUGUGUGUACAAUGGAAGAGGACAGACCCCCCUCCAUGUGUGAAUAUCUACGUGACUUCUCUGACAAGAUGGAGGGAACACAUGAUGGAAUGAAACUCGCACUGCCACCACCAAAGUGCCACCGUAACGGAUCUUUUGAGGCAACUCAGUGUGCACAGAUAGCUGGUGACAGACAGUGCUGGUGUGUGGAUUCAUUUGGAUCUGAGAUUCCAGAAACAAGAACCAGGGGGCCAACAGCUUGCGCAGCGAUGCGUGAAGAGCUGGGCUGCCUGGACUUGACAUGCCGUUUGGGCUGCGACUAUGGUUUUGUGCUGGAUCCCUCCACCCGCUGUCCCUUGUGUGAAUGCCGCAACCCAUGUGAUGACAUCAGCUGUUCUGAGGGACAGGCGUGCCAGAUAGUGGAGGUGAACUGUGAGGAUGAAUACUGCCCCCCUGUACCUGCCUGUCUUCCCAAAAAGUCAGGACAAUGCCCCUAUCUGAUCCCAGUCACUGCUGGAUCAUGUGAUUAUGAAUGCCGGUCAGAUCUGAACUGCAAAGGAAUGGCCAAGUGCUGCUCUAAUGGGUGUGGCACCCAGUGUGUGGAGCCUAUCAUGCUUACAGCAUGUCAGCACAGACGGGCCAUUAUGGAACAUACGGCCCAUGAGACAGGUAUACCAGCAAGGCAGCUGUACCUGCCAAAAUGCCGUGAAGAGGAUGGGAGCUUUGAGCCCAUCCAGUGUCAUCCAAUUACCCAGCAAUGUUGGUGUGUGGACAACAAGGGUGAUGAGGUACCUGGCACCCGUGCUCCACCUGAUGUCCAACCAUCUUGUGAAGCCCGGAGGAGCUGUCCACUACAGAAAUGUGCCCCGUGCCCACAUGAUUUCCAGCUAGACGAAUCAGGCUGUCAGACAUGCACGUGUCGAGACCCAUGUUCAGAGAUCUCCUGCCGUGAAGAAGGCGAAAUGUGCCGCCUAGUGAACAUCUCAUGCAUUGACACACCAUGCCCCCCAGUACCCAUGUGCCUGCCAUGGGCCAAUAACCCCUGCCAGACAGGCCACCCACUGCUCAUGAUGGGCUCAACAGAUGUGAUGUUGUGUGGCCCUAAUGGAUCCCCAUGCCCAUCAUCACAUAAGUGCCAUCUCAGCCCGCUGGGAGAGUAUGCAUUCUGCUGCCCAAAGCCCAGAGAUGUCUGCUUUGAACCCGUGGAGGUCGGGCCAUGCCAGACUGAGACUCCACGCUGGUACUUCAACUCUGAAAACAACAGGUGUCAAGAGUUCUUGUAUGGUGGAUGUGGUGGGAACCAGAACAACUUCCACUCUGAAGAUGUGUGCAGGACGGUGUGCCCUGUACUCAGCCAAUGUGAGCGCAUGCGAGAGAAGAACCAAAAGGCAGCAGAGAAAUACAAGAAGACAACAUUUACACCACGCUGUGAUCCAGAAACAGGAGACUGGGAAUCUGUGCAGUGCUUGGAGCAAGUUGGAGUGUGCUGGUGUGUAAAUAGGGCUGGGGAGCCCCUCAAGGGGUCCCUAACCCGAGAUGUGCCCCACACCUGCAACUUCCGACAAGCUCGGCGCAGGAUGCACGAGGACCAAGACUUUGAUAUUGAAGAACUGCUCAAGGAGGUGGCAGCGCUGGAUGCGUAUGAGCCAUUCAAACAGACGCGGUGUCAGGCUCUGCGAGAGCGCAUGACUGGCACCAGUGCUAUGUACGCAGUCAACUGUGAUGCUGAGGGCAGGUUCCUGCCCACGCAGUGCGAUCUACGCAAAUCUGAGAAGGUUCCUGAAUGCUGGUGUGUGGAUGAAGCAGGCAACCAACUGCCAAACACAACAACAUUCAAGAGGGGGGCCAAGUUAUGCUUGCCAACUCCAGUAGAAGCUGUUGAGGUGCGGUUAGGUUUCCAAGGCCAGCAAGGGGAAGCUGUCGGUGGGAAACUCAUGGCUGAAGUCAGAAGAGCCCUGGAGAAGCUAGGGGCAAACAUCCGCAACAAUCUGAUGGAAAUUGAAGCUUACCCAGAUGUCACUUUUGUCAGUUUUGAGGUUAUUGGCAGCAACAAAGUGGAUGUGGCAUUUCACCUUGAGGAGAUGAUGCGGGCACGCAAACUGGCAGUGGGUGCAGGAACCCUUGUGGCAGACAUCACUAGUUCUCACUUCAGCCACCGUCUAUCUGAUGACAUUAGUAAUGAUAUAGAUUUGUCAGACCAUGUCAUCGCUCUAGAAAAUCGUGAAAUCGUGUCCCAAUCGGCUGUAUCUAUGGUCACACCAUACCAGACUGCAAUCGUCGUGCUGUCUGUUGCAUCCGCAUUUGUCAUCGGUAUUCUGGCGGUGAUCAUUUUUCUCUAUCGUAGAAAGGCAUCCUGUAGCACUGCAGAUGCCCUGAAGACAAGUGGCAUAGCACAGAGAUUCCUGUCACAGACUGCCCCUAUAUAUGUAGUCUCUCUGCCCCUUAAUGGAAAGCCCAAGACCAGUGCGGAAACAGCAGAAGGCAAUUAAGUUGCACUGCCCGUCUUCUCCCCACAAGUCUUCUAGUCAUGUAGCUGUAGUUGCAGUACAGGACUACCAACUACUGUUGCCAUGACAACAGACGAUCAGAUCCACGUAUUUAUCAACUAGUCAUAUAGUUCCACUGUAUAUUAAAUAAACAAGUCAUUGCUACUCUCACUAA